AUGCUCCACUCUGAGGUGCAGGUGAUUCUGGUGGCUUUGCUCUCCUCUGGGCUGCUGGUCAGUGGCGCUCCACUCACGGACAUGCAGACGGGAAGACCGAGAGAAGAACUCACAAACGACAAGGCUCUCGCUCACUUGCUACUGUUGCAGUUUGUCUCUGAGCUGAUGGCGACGAGAGUAGAACAGAUGCUUCCCAAGCUGGAGGACGAUGAGGAGGAGGACGUGGAGACGGGAGGAAGAGUGGAGGUGAUGCGGCGGCACCUUGCCCUCUCCCAAAGAGAACGCAAAGCAGGCUGCCGCAACUUCUUCUGGAAGACGUUCACCUCGUGUUAA
This is a messenger RNA of Limanda limanda (common dab), 333 nucleotides long. It is a transcript of the gene sst5, whose product is annotated as somatostatin 5. Gene Ontology annotation, biological process: regulation of cell migration. The record is from RefSeq and is a predicted model, not a curated record. The coding region runs from base 1 to 333 and encodes 110 amino acids. The transcript is spliced from 2 exons. Gene Ontology annotation, cellular component: extracellular region. NCBI's taxonomy places the organism in Eukaryota, Metazoa, Chordata, Actinopteri, Pleuronectiformes, Pleuronectidae. Gene Ontology annotation, molecular function: hormone activity.